AUGUAUGCUCAACUUUUCGCAGCUCUAUUUGCUCUCCAUGUCCUCGCCGCGCCGCAGCUGGCAAGGGAAUCGCAUUCUCCCGCGGAGAGCGACAUCCUGUUGAUCGAUGGCGCCCAGGUUGAUAGCGCCGUCCUGACGCCGCCGAUGCUUGACAUUUUCUUCAACGAUAUCUUCUUCAGUGACGAAAACCAGCUGUCCAAUUUGACUAUGCCAGAUAACUUCACCACAUCAACACAACAGCCGGGGCAACAGCCGGUCCGUCGCCAGCUCGGCCCGGCCCCCGAGAUGAUCAGCGCAGAAGAGGCCGCCAACAUAAAGGCGUCGCAAAACAGAAAAGGGAUUUUUUACCGCGGCGACUCACGCCGUCCAGAAAUCAUCUUCAAAGAAGGGUUCCGGCCACAGGGCAGCGAUAUGAGCCUAAAAAACCACCUCAGCUUUGCGGGCAACUCAGGAUACGUCUCACUCAGCCGAUCGCGAGAGGCAGCCGGAAGGUAUGCCUUUGGUAGGACAGGCGAGAAGAUGACCACGGGUUAUAUCUACAUAGUGGUGCCGAAGGAUGUUUCUAACGGGUACUGGAUUCCCGGUAUCUACCCCAAUGACGGGGCUGCACGUUUCAACCAAGAGUUUGCGGCAUCCGGCCCUGUCCCCGGAGACAGCAUCUCGCACGCAUACGAGAUCCAUGAGGACAAGCCCACAGCCCGGGGUAAGAAGAUUAAGAAUCCGAACUACUCGCUCCAGUCGUCUCCCUCUUGCUGGGGAAGGCAGCGCGGUGUCUGCGACCCAGCAAAGUAUAACCGCAAGCCAUCGUCAGGCGGCAGACUCAAGUCCAAGGUGGCUAAGACUUUCCGGAUCGGCGGCAAGGCUGGAACAGCCGUGGCCUUUGCUGCGCUCCUCCCCUACGCCCAUGACAUCCUCAACUUCAUCAAGGACUGGGAUCACCCGAUCGGGCACUCGGUCAAGUGGCUUGACAGCGCCAUAUCUAGCGUGCAGGAGCGCAUCGGUGGGCCGCAAGUGCCUGAGAUUUACGGCAACGAGCUCAAACUGCGGAUCAUCUGCGCGUUGCGUGGCAGGCAGUCUCCCGCAGACCGUGUUGAGCAGGGUUGCGCGCGGCUGCGGGGAGAGGCUCCGGACGAGCAGCCGCCGGCGCAUCCGGGCCGUAACGAGAGGCUGGAAAGUAUAAACUUCGUGCUCGACGCCUGCGAGAAAUUGGACCAGCCAGACGAGGAGCUUGAAAGCGAAGAGUGGCAGGAUGAGGUAUUGGAGAACUGCGACGUGCUCCGCAGUGAGGCUGAAAAGAUUGCAUGUUAA
Metarhizium robertsii ARSEF 23 is the source of this 1308-nucleotide messenger RNA. RefSeq names its product Bordetella pertussis toxin A. Bases 1 to 1308 code for a protein of 435 amino acids. The record is from RefSeq and is a predicted model, not a curated record. The transcript is spliced from 2 exons. Lineage: Eukaryota; Fungi; Ascomycota; Sordariomycetes; Hypocreales; Clavicipitaceae.